Diaporthe amygdali is the source of this 381-nucleotide messenger RNA. RefSeq lists its product as uncharacterized. Lineage: Eukaryota; Fungi; Ascomycota; Sordariomycetes; Diaporthales; Diaporthaceae. The record is from RefSeq and is a predicted model, not a curated record. The coding region runs from base 1 to 381 and encodes 126 amino acids. The transcript is spliced from 4 exons.
AUGAAGUUGCAAUUCCUUGCGGCCGGCUGCACGCAGUCCGUUGGCAUCCGUAUGGCGCAGCGCAAAUUGUACAUGGGUCAGACCUCCUACCUGAUCUGGUCUCUGACCGAUCUCUUGGGCCUUGUCCCCCGGAUAUCAGAUGCUUCGAGGAGCAUCCGCCGCGCCAAGAGGUCUUAUGCAAUCCAGCGGUCAACACUAGUUGACCGUGACGGCCCGCCCGAUGUCUGUCUUCCCAAACAUCUGGCAGGUAUCACAAAACUUGCCAUGGUGGACUCGCUCGGCGACGGUCCGGAUUUCCAGAUCAUCAACGUUGAUCAUGUAUACAGGGGCAAAGAAGGGCCGUUACACCAGAACUCACGGCUGGGUUGGUCGCGGGCCUGA